CAUCACUUCCCCCUCAGAAGGAACGUUGGUCGUGCCGGUGCUGCGGCCGCCGCUGGAAGUUUUUCAGAGUCAAGGUUCCCCUGCCGCGAGGAGUCUAGCAAGAAGAGCGGAGCCGAGGCACCGGUGUCCCACAUCUCCCAGGCGGCUUUCAGCCAGAUAUCGCCCCGGCAGGAAUGGGCUACGCGGUCUGGCUGCCCUUCCCCUUUCUCCUGCUGGUCGCUGUGAGGCUGCCCGGGACGACCAGCUUCACGCCUUCUUUAGACAGCGACUUUACCUUUACCCUUCCGGCCGGCCAGAAGGAGUGUUUCUACCAGCCCAUGCCGCAGAAGGCCUCGCUGGAGAUCGAGUACCAAGUCUUAGAUGGAGCAGGAUUAGAUAUUGAUUUCCACCUUGCCUCUCCGAAUGGCAAAACCUUAGUUUUUGAACAAAGAAAAUCAGAUGGCGUUCACACUGUAGAAACUGAAGUUGGUGAUUACAUGUUCUGCUUUGACAAUACCUUCAGCACCAUUUCUGAGAAAGUAAUUUUCUUUGAAUUAAUCCUUGAUAAUAUGGGAGAACAUGCACAAGAACAAGAAGAUUGGAAGAAAUAUAUUACUGGUACAGAUGUAUUGGAGAUGAAACUAGAAGACAUCCUGGAAUCCAUCAACAGCAUCAAGUCCAGAGUAAGCAAAAGUGGUCAUAUACAAACUCUUCUUAAAGCAUUUGAAGCCCGUGAUCGGAACAUACAAGAAAGUAACUUUGAUAGAGUCAAUUUCUGGUCUAUGGUUAAUUUAGUUGUCAUGGUGGUGGUGUCAGCCAUUCAAGUAUACAUGCUGAAGAGUCUAUUUGAAGAUAAAAGGAAAAAUAGAACUUAAACUAAACUACUUAACAAAAUUGAAAAAAGGCAGAAAAAUGCAGUAAGUUGUUACCAUUAAUAGUCAAGACCAUUAGUAGUCUUUUCCAAAAUGUUUGCAGACAUUCUCAAAUGGUGUAAAACAAGUAUGAAAGUCUUCACUUACUACGCAGUCUACUUUAGUGACCCAGUUUUAUGUAAAUGUAUAACAGGUAUAUUUUACAAAAUGUAAGUUUAAUUGAAAUUCAUAUUUAAUAACCAUUUUUUAAGUUUGAAAAAAUUUUACAGAUAUCAUUUGGGAAUUAAAUAAUACUGGGCAUAAAUGCAAUAUCAUACAGUCUGCUUUUACUUAGAUAUUUCUAUGGUGGCAAUUACAAAUUAAUUAUAGAAUUUUUGGUAUAUCAAGUUAUAAAUCAUCCAGGAAUUAUGUAAUUAUGGAUUAACUAUAUCAACUUCUCUAUUUAUAUAUGUCUCUUCUAACAGAUAAGUAACAUUUUUGAGAUUUUUAAAACAAAAUAUAUUUUAAUGUAAAAUGUCAACAAAAGCAAUAGUUUUAUAUAGUUAGCCUACAUUCCCAAAAGCUAGUAUUCUUCAAACUGCAAUGGCAUACUUUCUCAUUAAGUCAGGAAAGGUUUUCUCUUUGAAAUGAAAACUAUAUACAGCUUGCUCAUUUUCCAUAAGAAUGCAUUCUGUGAGAACAUGUAAAGUGUAGGAUUUUUAAAUUAAAUGAAAUAAAAUAAAUUUAUUUUUAUAUUAUGUCAACAGUGUUAUGCAAGUUUUAACAUGAUUAUUGACUUUGAUAACAUCAUUACCAGCAUUUAUGAAGGAAAUUCUGCUAAAAGAAUUUAGGCCUAGUGUAAAUAAAUCUUUUUGUUUGUUUGUUUUCAAAAUUGUCAGACACAAAAAGAACUGAAGGAAACUUAUAAAUAUUUGAUUCAAAAUAGUUCACCUGGGGCUGGGGAUUUAGCUCAGUGGCAUAAGCACCUGCCUUGCAAGCAGGCAGUCGUAAGUUCGAUCCCUGGUACCGAUAAAAAGGAAAAAAGACAAAAAAAAAAAAAAUCACUUAAGUAGAACUAUAAAUAUGUAUCUAUAAUCUGAUAUGCUUAUUAUAUCCCAAUCCUAAAACAAAUCAUAAAAAGAUAUUUCCAAGUAACUGGAAAAAAAACUGUAUUUGAUUUUAUUUUCUAAAAUUACAGUUUUAAAAUAUCUUUUAUAACUAUUAAGGAACUUCUUACAAAAUGUAAGUCCCACUAUAAAGUUUAGCUUUGGGUGUAGAUACAAAUUCCUUAAAGUGACUUUUCUGAUCAAUUUACUGACAGUGAAGCUUAAAAACAGAGUCCCCCUAACAUGUAAAUAAGCCAUAUACACAUGAAACUCUCUGCAACCCUAGUUUACUUCAGUCUGUAAAAUCUUAAAGGAAUAGUAAUUUAACUUCAUCAUGAAGUGAAACAAUUUUCAAGUUAUGCCCAUUUAUAGUAUUAUGAUAAAUACAUUGUGAGUUAGAAACAAUCAAAUUAAAAAUCUGGGUAUAGAACCUGUUUAUAUAUUGAUGGAAACCUUGAUGAGCAAUAACGAUAGCCAGGGAAAUGUGGUAUCAUUGAUAAUUUAUGCUCAGAGUAGUACAGAAAGAGACAUUUGCCUCCUCCUCAAGGCUCUUGGGGGAAAAAUGUCUCUAUUUCCCUACUGAGGAUUUUUUUAAAAUAAGAUUAAUACUGUAUAUGAUCAGUUACCUUAAUUGACCAAGAAAAUGCUUCAGGUGGCUAGAAGUCCAUGUAACACAUACAAAACAAAGGUCAGUAAGAUAACUGCUUAUGAAGAGCCCUUUUUGCCCUUUCUGUUAAAUUCAUAAGGAGACUUACAGUACCAUAACUAAUAAAGCAGGGUAAAACUACUACAUCUUUCCUAUAAAACUGUGAUUAAGAAUUCUACCUCUUAUAUGUCUUUGCUGUACUAUAUUCUGAUUUGUUAACACUGAAUUUUGUUAACACUGAAUCUUAUACAAUGAUAUGAUUUUUGUCACUGAUUUUAUAACUGAUGCAGUAAUCUCUUACCAUUAAGAGUAAUCCUUUAUUUGAAAAACAAAAAAUUUAGGAAGAGACAAAAUGAAAAGAGUGAGACUAAGAAGCAUGUUAUCGGGGCUGGGGAUUUAGCUCAGCAGCAUAAGCACCUGCCUUGCAAGGAGUUCCAGUCAUGAGUUCCAUCCCUGGUACCGAUAAAAAGGAAAAAGACAAAAAAAAAAAAAAAAAAAAAAAGCAUGUUAUCUGUAUUAACCAAAAAGGUAAAAUUUAUUAAAGACAAGAAUUCCUUAAUAUUACCUACUUCAUUUUUUUAAUCAUACUAAAAUGAAGGGCAUUGAUUACUUAAGAGCUGAUUUGUCAUGGGUUUCUAAUACAACAUUCAACAAAGGCCUAGGGUUGUUUCUGAUUUGCAUUUGGAUCAUGUGCUAAUGUGUAUGUGAACAUACAGAAAGUAGUGUUUGAAAAUUGCAUUGAAAUAAGUUACAGACUUAAAUUUAAGUGUAUUUACCAUUCUUGAACAUUAUGAAAACUUAAAAAUGACAGUAAUCAAGUAUCUAUGAUUAUGAAAUUAUCUUCUGGAGCUUUAAAAUAAAUUCAGCAUGUAGUGAAUGGUGUUUUAUCUGGUGUAUAAUGUGCAGUGUUACUCAUUGUUUAUACUUGUCAACAGCCACCUUAAACAAAAAAAGACUAUAGGUAACGAGCUGAGUAUAUAUAAAGUUCCUAUCAAAGAAAAUUUUACCAAUCAUUGUAAAUACUAUCCUAAACCCUUCUUUGAUCUCACUCUUAAUGUGCUCCCAUCUCCAAUUUUGAAUUCUCCAUCUUUUUAUACCAUAUUACUUUGUGUUGGAGUUUAUGUAAUUCAUCUGUUGUAUAGCUAUGCAUUAUACUUAAAAAUCCUCCAAAUAUGAAGAGGCAAAGUACAUCCAUUUUCAAGUUUUGAUAGCUAAACAUGGUCCCAAGGAAUUUGUUGUACUCUUGUACUGCAGGAAUUAAUAAUUUUAGGAUAUGGUUCAGUGACCGUUAAUUUUUAUCAAGUCAGUUAUCACUGGGUAUUUGUUAACUAAGUGAUCCAUCACCAAUACCAUACACACACACAAAUGAUUAAGUGGUAAUACUUCCAAACAAUGGAAUAUUAAGCACCAAUAAAAGAACAUUGGUUGGGGGGGAAUGAUAGGGAUCAAAUCUAGGGCCUUGGACAUGAUAGGCAAGUGCUCUACCAUUGAACUACACUCCCAGGCCAGAACAAUCUACUGAUAUAUUCAGUAAUUUAGGUGGGUAUCAAAGGGAUCAUAUUAAUGAAAAAGAAAAUCUCAGAAGUUUGCUUGCUUUAUGAAAACUAUAUGACAUUCUUGAAAUAAAAUGAUGGAAGCAACAGAUUAAUGGUUGCCAAGGUUAGGGAUGGAAAACAUAGAGGAUGGCUCCAGGUUUAUGACAAACCUUUCAGAAGCCCAAACAUCUAAAAACAAUGCAUAAGCACAAGGUGCUUAAGGAUUUCUACCUUGCAUGACAGCCUCUUGUUUUUAUGGUAUAAAAGGAGUAUUGUGGCACAACAGUUCUGUAUCUUGACAGUGAUUAUACAGAUCUACCCGUGACAAAAGUGCAUAGAACUACAUGUAUACAUGGCUAAGUGGAUGUAAAAGUAGUGUAAUCUGAAUAAACUCUGGAUUGUAGCAAGAUCAGUUUUCUGACUUGUACUGAACUAUGCAAAACAUUGCAUCUGGGAAAAACUGUUAAGGGUAACACAGAUGUCUCUACAUUUUUUUUUUUUUAUUGUAGAUUCCCUUUCCAUUAAUGUAUGGUUAUUUCAGAAUAAAAAUAUAAAAAAUG
Molecule: messenger RNA, 4677 nt
Organism: Cavia porcellus (domestic guinea pig)
Lineage: Eukaryota; Metazoa; Chordata; Mammalia; Rodentia; Caviidae
Gene: Tmed5
Product: transmembrane p24 trafficking protein 5
Exons: 4
Coding region: 174-854 (226 amino acids)
Biological process (GO): Golgi ribbon formation; endoplasmic reticulum to Golgi vesicle-mediated transport; intracellular protein transport
Cellular component (GO): endoplasmic reticulum; COPII-coated ER to Golgi transport vesicle; Golgi apparatus
Source: RefSeq, a predicted model, not a curated record